Lytechinus pictus (painted urchin) is the source of this 5957-nucleotide messenger RNA. RefSeq lists its product as uncharacterized. NCBI's taxonomy places the organism in Eukaryota, Metazoa, Echinodermata, Echinoidea, Temnopleuroida, Toxopneustidae. The record is from RefSeq and is a predicted model, not a curated record. The coding region runs from base 351 to 968 and encodes 205 amino acids. The transcript has 6 exons.
CAGGUGGAGGAUUCAAUACCGCCAGAAUCUUUGCCAAGAAGCUGAUGGUGUUCGUCUGUAGGUACCAACAAUCCACCAUUGACUAUACCACAUCGCAGCUGAUGAAAUCAUUGUGUGCUACUUCACCCCCUUCCAAACAUGUCAGCAGCUAUUUUGCUCCCAAAGCAGAUGAUGACUUUGUGGGUCAGUCUGUAACCGAGUCAGCCCGCAGGAAGAGGAAUAAGUUGAAGAAAGUUGCCAAAAGAACAAAGACAGAGGCUACUGGAUUGAAAGAGUAAAAAGUUCUCUGUGAUGAUGUGAUAGAAUCUGUUGAAGAGGCAAAGAAUGAUCAGGAUAAACAUGAACAUAAAAUGGCUCUGCAGUCAUCAUCAUCUGAUGACCUUAUGAUACCAAGCUUUCUUUAUAGCAAGGCAACACAUUCAACUAAGAUGAAAGAGUUGCCGCUGUCCAGUAGUAGUAGGCAGAACAAACUCAAUUCCCUAGGGAUGAAGGAUAAUGUUAUAGUCAUCUCCGAUGAUAGUUCAUCUGGAGAUGAUGAAGCCCUGAGUCACCACAACGACAACACCGUCUGUUUACCAAACGUCAGGCUGGUGAAAGAGUUGAAGAUCAAUGACAUGGUGUUAAGGACUCAUCGAAACAGGCGGUAUUUAAACGAAGUCUUUCUAGGCCAGAGAGCUUGUGAAAGGCACCAAUGUUACAAGAGAGGUGGGCCACACAGAAUUGGAAUGGGGAGUAGCGUUAGACUGGGACCAUUCUCAGAAGAUCAGAUGGAUGCAGUCAUGGGGGAACUGGUCAAGAUUUACUGCAACAAGCACAUUAAGUAUCUUGAUUAUGUAUCUAAAGUUCUUGUACCAGAGGCCAUGACAAAAAUAUACAUGGAUGUGCAUGGGGCUAGCCACACCCAUGCUGAAGAGGUCAUGAGAGGGGUGAAAAAGGAGUAUCCAAGGUCUUCUAGCUUAUCCAUCUAAAGUUCUACAUGAGACUAUCGUUAAUGUAUGGUCACAAAUACCUACGGACAGCAGAUGAACAAUUAUUGUCUCACCUUUUUGAAAUGACAGCAUAACUUCAAAAGUAUAUGGACCUAGUUCAUGAAACUUGGCCAUAAGGUUAAUCAAGUAUUACUGAAUAUCCUGCCUGAGUUUCAGGUCACAUGAGCAAAGGUCAAAGGUCAUCUAGUGUCAAUGAACUUAGACCAUUUUGGGGGAGUCAACAUCAAAAUCUUAACUUAGGGUUAUGUCUUUGAAAUGUCAUCAUAACUUAAAGAUAUAUGAACCUAGUCAUGAAACUUGGCCGUAAGGUCAAUCAAGUAUUACUGAAUAUUUUGUUAUGAGUUUCAGGUCACAUGAACAAGAUCAAAGGUCAUUCAGGGUCAAUGAACUUUGGCCAAGUUGGGGGUAUUUGUUAAAUUACCAUUAUAAGUUUGAAAGCUUAUUGGUCUAGUUCAUAAAACUUGGACAUAAAAGUAAUCAAGUAUCACUGAACAUCCCUGAAUUUUUAGGUCACAUGACCAAGGUCAAAGGUCAAUCAACUUUGGCCAUGUUUGAGGAUAUCUGUUGAAUUACCAUCAUAACUUUGAAAGUUUAUGGAUCUGAUUCAUGACAUUUAGACAUAAGAGUAAAUCAAGGAUCACUGAACAUCCUAUACGAGUUUCAGGUCACAAGAUCAAGGUCAAAGGUAAUUCAAGGUCGGUAAAACUUUAGCCAUGUUGGGGGGUAUCUGUUCAAUUGCCAUCAUAACUCUGUAAGUGUAUUGGUCUAGUUCAUAAAACUGGGAUGUCUUAAAAGUAAUAUCACUGAACAUCCUGUGCAAAUUUCAGGUCACAUGAACAAGGUCAAUGGACUUUGGCCAAGGGUAUUUGUUGAAUAACUAUCAUAACUAAAAAUGUAUGGAUCUAGUUCAUAAGACUUGGACAUAAGAGUAAUCAAGUAUAAUUGAACAUCUCAUUCAAGUUUCAGGUCACAUGACCAGAGUCAAAGGUUAUUUGAACUUUGGCCAUUUUGGAGGUAAUUAUUAUAAACUUUUUAAGUUUAUAGAUAUAGUUUAUAAAAUGUGGAUAUACAUGUAGGGAUAAUCAAGUAUCACAAGUCUUAGGUCACAUGGUCAAGGUCAAUGUCAUUUAUUGUCAAUGAACGUAGUAUUGUUUCAUUAUAUAAAUGUUUUUUUUUUGUGAAUAAUUAUUUUUUAGUAGUUUUAAAAGUCAAAAUUUCUGCUAUAUUGAAUCGUGUGAUGCAGGCGAGACUGCCAGAGGCGCUCAACUUGUUUAGUAUAGAAUCAUUUGUACUAUACGGUGUUCGUACAGGUAUCAGUGACCGUAGCACAAAAUUUAUGUUAUUUAUACAACAGAGACUUGGUAGAGUGUUUAGUGAAGCACUUUUUUUCACUGACUAAUUAAUUCUGAACCAAUCAGAUACAAGGAUUUUAGGAACUUAAAACAGUAGUCAGUGAAAUUCAUAUUUUGACUAUUUAUUUCAUGAAAUGCUCCCCGGGAGUAUGAAGUGCCAAAAUGCAAAACCAAAGAGGCUUUUUGUAUGUGUGUGAAUAAAAACUUCCAUAUUUCAAUUAUUUUUGUAACCUUAUGAUUAGCUUUCGGAAAGAUUCCUUGCAUUUUGUCUGAUUUAGCCCGAGUCUGGAAAUAUUUGAAACAUUAUUUGUGCAAUAAGUACAUAUAUAAGUUUAUUAUAUCUAGUUAAGUAUAUUUAAAAAGAGGUUGGAUUAAAAAAAGUUGUUUGGUCUUUCUUUAAAGCAUUCUUUGAUUCUUUAGAUGUAUAAUGUGGAAUUAGCCCAAGUCUGGCCACACAUGAAAUGUUUUUAUGUGUGCAAAAGCUUACAAUUAUUAGUUUAUUAUUUGUAAUUAUGGCUAUUAAAGUUUAUAUAUUUUUGGAAAGUUGUUUUGCCUUUUAAUACUUAAGACAUUUUUUGUCUCUUUAGAUUUAUAAUGUGGAAGUGUUUGGCCCAAAGUGAUCAUUAGCGUUUGAAGUAAAAUGUAUUAUAUAAUCAGUGAAAUAUAUAUAUUUUUCUUUUUCAUAAACUAUUAGACCAGAUGGGAGGAAUUCAUCGUUAUUAUUGCUUUUUAGUACCACUUGGUACAUUUUUGUCUCACCUGCAUAGCAGAGUGAGAAAAUAGCCACUGCUUUUCCGACGGCGGUGGCGAUUGCGUGUGCAGCGUCAACAUCAUAUCUUUACCCAAAGGUUAAGUUUUUGAAAUGACAGCAUAACUUAGAAAGUAUAUAGACUCAGUUUAUGAAACUUGGAUAUAAGUUUAAUCUUGUAUCACUGAACGUCCUGUGCGAGUUUCAGGUCACAUGACCAAGGUCAAACUUCAAUUAAGAUCAAUGAACUUUGGCCAAGUUGGGGGUAUUUGUUGAAUAGCUAUCAUAACUCUGAAAAUGUAUGAAUCUAAUUCAUAAAACUUGGACAUAAGAGUAAUCAAGUAUAACUGAACAUCUCACGCCAGUUUCAGGUCAUAUGAUAAAAGUCAAAGGUUAUUUAAGGUCAUUGAACUUUGGCCAUUUUGGAGGUAAUUAUUAGAUUGCUGCCAUAUCUUUCAAAGUUUAUAGAUAUAGUUUAUAAGAUGUGGAUAUAGGGGUAAUCAAGUAUCACAAGUCUUAGGUCGCAUGAUCUAGGGCAAAUGUCUUUUAUUGUCAAUGAACAUAGUAUUGUAUCAUUAUAUAAAUGGUGUUUUUAUUUAACAAUUAUUUUAUAGUAGUUUUGAAAGUCAGCACUCCUGCUAUAUUGAAUCAUGUGAUGCAGGUGAGACUGCCAGAGGCGCUCAACUUGUUUAUUAUAGAAUCAUUUGUACUAUACAGUGUUCAUACGGGUAUUAGUGACCGUAGCACAAAAUUUAUGUUAUUUAUACAACAGAGCCUUGGUAGAGUGUUUAGUGAAGCACUUUUUUUUCACUGACUAAUUCAUUCUGAACCAAUCAGAUACAAGGAUAUUAGGAACUUAAAACAGUAGUCAGUAAAUUCAUUGACUAUUUAUUUCAUGAAAUGCUCCCCAGGAGUAUGAAGUGUCAAAAUGCAAACCAAAGAGGCUUUUUGUAUGUGGGUGAAUAAAAACUUCCAUAUUUCAAUUAUUUUUGUAACCUUAUGAUUAGCUUUUGGAAAGAUUCCUUGCAUUUUGUCUGAUUUAGCCCGAGUCUGGAAAUAUUUGAAACAUUAUUUGUGCAAUAAGUACAUAUAUAAGUUUAUUAUAUCUAGUUAAGUAUAUUUAAAAAGAGGUUGGAUUUAAAAAAAGUUGUUUGGUUUUUCUUUAAAGCAUUCUUUGUUUCUUUAGAUGUAUAAUGUGGAAUUAGCCCGAGUCUGGCCACACAUGAAAUAUUUUGAUGUGUGCAAAAGCUUACAGUUAUUAGUUUAUUAUUUGUAUGUAAGUAUGGAUAUUAAAUUAUAUAUAUUUUUGGAAAGUUGUUUUGCCUUUUAAUACUUCAGACAUUUUUUGUCUCUUUAGAUUUAUAAUGUGGAAGUGUUUGGUGUUUGGCCUAAAGUGAUCAUUAGUAUUUGAAGUAAAAUGUAUUAUAUAAUCAGUGAAAUAUAUAUAUUUUUCUUUUUCAUAAACUAUUAGACCAGAUGGGAGGAAUUCAUCGUUACUAUUGCUUUUUAGUACCACUUAGUACAUUUUUGUCUCACCUGCAUAGCAGAGUGAGAAAAUAGGCACUGCUUUUCCGACGGGGGUGGCGAUUGCGUGUGCAGCGUCAACAUCAAAUCUUUACCCAAAGGUUAAGUUUUUGAAAUGACAGCAUAACUUAGAAAGUAUAUGGACCUAGUUUAUGAAACUUGGAUAUAAGUUUAAUCUAGUAUCACUGAACGUCCUGUGCGAGUUUCAGGUCACAUGACCAAGGUCAAAUUUAAAUUAAGAUCAAUGAACUUUGGCCAACUUGGGGGUAUUUGUUGAAUAGCUAUCAUAACUCUGAAAUUGUACGAAUCUAAUUCAUAAAACUUGGACAUACGAGUAAUCAACUAUAACUGAACAUCUCAUGCGAGUUUCAGGUCACACAAUAAAAGUCAAAGGUUAUUUAAGUUCAUUGAACUUUGGCCAUUUUGGAGGUAAUUAUUAGAUUGCUGCCAUAUCUUUCAAAGUUUAUAGAUAUAGUUUAUAAGAUGUGGAUAUAGGGGUAAUCAAGUAUCACAAGUCUUAGGUCGCAUGAUCAAGGGCAAAUGUCUUUUAUCGUCAAUGAACGUAUUAUUGUAUCAUUAUAUAAAUGGUGUUUUUGUGAAUGAUUAUUUUAUAGUAGUUUUGAAAGUUAGCACUCCUGCUAUAUUGAAUCGUGUGAUGCAGGUGAGACUGCCAGAGGCGCUCAAGUUGUUUAGUAUAGAAUCAUUUGUACUAUACGGUGUUCAUACAGGAAUCAGUGACCGUAGCACACAAUUUAUGUUAUACAACAGAGCCUUGGUGGAGUAUUUAGUGAAGCACUUGCCAGUGGUUUUCACUGACUAAUUCAUUCUGAACCAAUCAGAUACAAGGAUUUCAGGAACUUAGAACAGUAGUCAGUGAAAGGUCAUAUUUUUUUCAUAUUAUAUUAUGAAAUUCAUAUAUUUAUUUCAUUAAAUGCUCCCCGGGAGUAUGAAGUGCCAAAAUGCAAACCAAAGAGGCUUUUUGUAUGUGUGUGAAUAAAAACUUCCAUAUUUCAAUUAUUUUUGUAACCUUAUGAUUAGCUUUCGGAAAGAUUCCUUGCAUUUUGUCUGAUUUAGCCCAAGUCUGGAAAUAUUUGAAACAUUAUUUGUGCAAUAAGUACAUAUAUAAGUUUAUUAUAUCUAGUUAAGUAUAUUUAAAAAGAGGUUGGAUUUAAAAAAAGUUGUUUGGUCUUUCUUUAAAGCAUUCUUUGUUUCUUUAGAUGUAUAAUGUGGAAUUAGCCCGAGUCUGGCCACACAUGAAAUAUUUUGAUGUGUGCAAAAGCUUACAAUUAUUAGUUUAUUAUUUGUAUGUAAGUAUGGAUAUUAAAGUUCAUAUAUUCUUUGAAA